Molecule: messenger RNA, 642 nt
Organism: Microthlaspi erraticum
Lineage: Eukaryota; Viridiplantae; Streptophyta; Magnoliopsida; Brassicales; Brassicaceae
Source: the annotation of a GenBank genome assembly
AUGAACUACAAUACUGGAUAUCAAUUUUCUUUCAACAAUUCUUCUUCUUCUUCCUCAGACUCUGAUGAAUGGUUUAUGGAAGAAAUUGAUUUAGAAGAACAAAUACUAGUCAACAUGUAUAUCAACAACACUCGGCUUAUUCACCAACUCAUUCAAGAAAACGAAUCAAACGAGCAUAAUCGUCGGCGUAAGAGGCAGCGAAGAAGAAGGAGAAAAGCGAAGAUGACGCUGAAGAAACUGGACGCAAAUCCAUCGACCUUGGAAUCAGUGUUAGAAGAAUUGAAAUCGGACGAAACGAAUCGCGGCAAAAUCAAUUUCAUCCUCUUCCUCGCCGAUAACGAUCCCACCACCAAUCGCAGCUGGUGUCCAGAUUGCGUUAGAGCGGAGCCGGUGAUAUACAAGACACUAGAGGAAUCUCCAGCGGAAGUGAAUCUGAUUCGGGCGUACGCCGGAGAUAGACCUACGUGGAGGAAUCCGGUGCAUCCGUGGAGAGUUGAUCCUCGAUUUAAGCUCACCGGUGUGCCUACGCUUGUUCGCUGGGACGGAGAGAGUGUGAAGGGCCGUCUCGAGGAUCACCAAGCUCACGUUCCUCGCUUGAUUCUCCCACUUCUCUCGUCUUCAGUUUCUGCGCCAGCAACUUGA